ACAGACAGACAGACACACACACACACACAGACACACACACACACAGACAGACACACACACACACACACACAGACAGACAGACAGACAGACAGACAGAGGGAAUGUUCCCUCUUGGAGUUUCACUUCUGUUCAGACUCCUGUUGCUCCUCGGUGCGUCGAAAAUGUCGGACUUUAAACUCCGUGUUUUUCUCCUGCUGGUGUUUGUAGCUGCAGUGAGAAGUGACUCUCUACAUAAGGCCACAGUGUAUUGGGAUCCUGACAGUAAGACGGUUCUGCUGAAGGACGGGGUUCUGGAUGAGAAGGGAGAUGCUUACGGCUUCUAUAACGACUCGUUCUCUGAGACGGGGUGGGGCGUGCUGGAGAUCCGUGCGGGAUACGGACAAACACCUAGGCCUGACGACAAAACCUUCUUCCUGGCCGGAUAUCUAGAGGGCUUCCUAACUGCACGGCAGAUGGUUGAUCACUACACUAACAUGUAUCCUCAGCUCAUCACAAAGCCCAACAUCCUGCAGGCUGUGAAGACCUUCAUGACUAAGCAGAGCGCCUGGUCUCGGCAGCAGGUGAAGUUGAAUAAGACGACAGAUCCUCUGUGGGCUCACACCGGCUUCAUCCUGGCUCAGCUGGACGGACUGCAGGCCGGCGUUGCCGAGUGGGCCAAGCGCUCAGGGGGAAAGGCCUUGUCACGGUUUGAGGUGCAGUUCCUGAACACAGUUGGAGAUCUGUUGGAUUUGAUACAGAUGUUAGUUCCUGAGACCAAACCUUCACUGAGAGGAUAUAAACAGCCCCCGAUGGGCCACUGCUCUGCCCUCAUCAAGAUGUUGCCUGGCUAUGAGAACCUGUUGUUCGCUCACUCCAGCUGGUACGUUUACGCUGCCACGAUGCGCAUCUUCAAACACUGGGACUUUAAAGUUCAGGAACCACACACUGCUACUGGGAAAAUGUCCUUUAGCAGCUACCCUGGUUUCCUGGUGUCUCUGGAUGAUUUCUACCUGUUGGGCAGUGGGCUGAUGAUGACUCAGACCACCAACAACGUCUUUAACCAGUCGCUGUAUGAGGCGGUCACGCCCUCCAGCCUAUUUGCCUGGCAGAGAGUCCGGCUAGCCAAUGCACUUGCACACUCUGGUGAAGAGUGGGCCAAGAUAUUCUCCCGCUUCAACUCUGGGACGUAUAAUAAUCAGUACAUGGUGGUGGAUGUAAGUAAAGUGUCCCUGGGCUCGAGACUUGAUGAUGGUGCUCUGACCAUUGUGGAGCAGAUUCCAGGACUGGUGGAAUAUUCAGAUCAAACAGAGGCUCUGCGCUUUGGUUACUGGCCAUCCUACAAUGUGCCGUUCCACCAGAGGAUUUACACCCUGAGCGGUUAUGAGGAGAUGUGGAUGGAGUAUGGAGAGGAUUUCUCCUACCAACUCUGUCCUCGAGCCAAGAUCUUCCGCCGGGAUCAGGCGUCCGUCACUGAUCUGCCAUCACUCAAACAUGUCAUGAGAUACAACGAUUAUAAGAAAGAUCCAUACUCGAAGGGUGACCCCUGUAAUUCCAUCUGCUGUCGUGGUGAUCUGAGGAAGUCUAACCCUAUUCCUGAAGGAUGUUAUGACACCAAGGUGACUGACCUGAGUAUGGCUAAGCAGUUCAUGUCUGAGGCUCUGAAUGGUCCGAGCACAGAGGGCGAUCUUCCUCCUUUCACUUGGGAUGCAUUUAACAGUACAAUGCACCAGGGCCUGCCACGCCUGUACAACUACACCUUCGUUACCAUGCACCCGGUGCUGUUCGCCCCCUGAGUCGCCAGUGUAGGGCAGGAAGUGACUGAAGAGCAGGGGCUCACAUAUUGUCCUGCUCUACAACUGUGUAUUAACCUGCUGCAAUUAAAAGAGCAAGUGAAAUAUUCUGUGUUAGUUAUUGUUCAGUUUUUUGGGUUUUGUCUGGUUUUGGUGAGGUUUAAAUGUUUGUUUAUGCUGGAUACAUUAACUCUCAACUGUUUUUUUUUUCUUUAAUGUUUAUUCCCUUUUUGACUAAACUAAUUCUCAAGGAUUUAAGGAUAUGGUGUUAAAAUUUGACCUCGCAAUCUACUAGUCACUCAUCUAUGAUAUUGUUUUCUCAGGAUUAUUUGGUAAAGGAAUAAGAAAAGACAAUGUAUGAUUUCAACUCGCUCUAUUUCAGGAAUUUAAAUCCUUACUCUGAUUUUUGUAAAUCUGCUUUGUGACGAUAUUCAUUGUUUUAAAAAAGCUCUCUAUAAAUAAAAUUGAAUUGAACUGAAUUUGAUGGUA
This is a messenger RNA of Hemibagrus wyckioides, 2258 nucleotides long. RefSeq names its product phospholipase B domain containing 1a (gene plbd1a). Bases 102 to 1772 code for a protein of 556 amino acids. Gene Ontology annotation, biological process: phospholipid catabolic process. Lineage: Eukaryota; Metazoa; Chordata; Actinopteri; Siluriformes; Bagridae. The record is from RefSeq and is a predicted model, not a curated record. Gene Ontology annotation, molecular function: glycerophospholipase activity. The transcript is spliced from 11 exons. Gene Ontology annotation, cellular component: extracellular region.